AUGCAGCAAGUUCAUCCCUUACUGUUCCGGUACAGUUACAGGAGGAGAAACCCUGGACGCUUCACACCGGACUCACUCAUGGAUCUCACCCUAGACUUACCCUGCAGAUGUCCUCGCUGUGGUGAGGGCAUCUUCAAGAUGAACAGCAACUGGAAGACCACCAAAGUGCUGGGAUUGCUGAUGUUAGCCAACUUCCUCAUCUACGUCGUGGUGGAAGUGUCCCGAAGCUACGGGCAUGGACGAGACAUGUACAAUCGAGGGAAACUGACGCCCAAAAAGUUCUGGAAGAAGCCGGAGGUCAGUCUGGCGUUCUGGAAUCGCGUGCAGGAGCGUCUCGAUGACAUCUACUACCUGCCACUUGCAAAUGGCAGCGAGGCCCCUCGAGACUUUCGGGGAAUCCCACGUUGGCUGAAUCGCACGAGUCCCUGCAAGCCGGACAGCAGGGUGACGACAGAGAUUGAAGACUUUAAGUCCCUACCGCAGCGAUUCCAGGACUUCUUGUUGUACAUGGGAUGUAGGUCAUACCCCUUGAUAACGGACGCACCCAACGUGUGUUCUGAAACGCCGUACCUCUUGCUUGCAGUGAAGUCCAUUGCGGCACAUUUCGACCGACGGCAGGCCAUCCGGGAAUCAUGGGGCCGCGCUGGGAUCCUCGACGGCCGGCGCAUUGCGACAGUGUUCCUACUUGGCAGCACGGCAGCGACGGACCACUUCCCGAACUUGUCGGACAUGGUCAAGCACGAAGCGGCGUCGUACGGCGACGUCCUGCAGUGGGAUUAUCGAGACUCGUUCUUCAAUCUCACCUUAAAGGAAGUCCUCUUUCUGGAGUGGUUUGGGACUCAUUGCGCUUCUGCCAAGUAUGUGUUCAAAGGCGACGACGACGUUUUCGUCAAUACGCGGCAUAUGCUGGCUUACCUGGGCAACUUUUCUGUGUCCAAUACACAGGACCUUUUUGUUGGCGAUGUGAUCACCAAUGCUGGACCACACCGAACCAAACACCUCAAGUAUUACAUCCCCGAGAGCGUGUUUCGAGGAGUUUACCCACCGUACGCCGGAGGCGGAGGCUACCUGUAUUCUGGGAAUCUGGGGCUGCGGUUAAGAAUGAUCUCGCGUCUGGUCACGUUGUACCCGAUAGACGACGUCUACACUGGGAUGUGUCUGAAGAGACUGGGACUAGUACCGGAGAAACACAUGGGCUUUAAGACCUUUGACAUUGAGGAGAAGCACAGAGAGAAUCCUUGUGCUUACAAAAAGCUGAUUCUGGUCCAUCCCAGGAGCCCACAGGACAUGAUAAAGAUCUGGUCUUGGAUUAAUGACCCAAAAGCGAAAUGUUACAUCGCAAAUACAUCGCAAGCGAAGGGCGCAAAGCGACGCAACAGAAGCAAAUAG
Messenger RNA from Sinocyclocheilus rhinocerous, 1389 nucleotides. Its product is annotated as N-acetyllactosaminide beta-1,3-N-acetylglucosaminyltransferase 2-like. The transcript has 2 exons. The record is from RefSeq and is a predicted model, not a curated record. Gene Ontology annotation, cellular component: Golgi membrane. The coding region runs from base 1 to 1389 and encodes 462 amino acids. Gene Ontology annotation, molecular function: hexosyltransferase activity; UDP-glycosyltransferase activity. Gene Ontology annotation, biological process: protein O-linked glycosylation; poly-N-acetyllactosamine biosynthetic process. Lineage: Eukaryota; Metazoa; Chordata; Actinopteri; Cypriniformes; Cyprinidae.